This is a messenger RNA of Oncorhynchus gorbuscha (pink salmon), 2288 nucleotides long. RefSeq names its product threonine--tRNA ligase 1, cytoplasmic-like. Gene Ontology annotation, cellular component: cytoplasm. The record is from RefSeq and is a predicted model, not a curated record. Gene Ontology annotation, biological process: threonyl-tRNA aminoacylation. Gene Ontology annotation, molecular function: threonine-tRNA ligase activity; ATP binding. The coding region runs from base 113 to 2221 and encodes 702 amino acids. The transcript is spliced from 18 exons. NCBI's taxonomy places the organism in Eukaryota, Metazoa, Chordata, Actinopteri, Salmoniformes, Salmonidae.
UCUUCCCCAUCUACUCCAUUCUUCCGGUAUUAUGGCAGCUUGCAGUGUAAGGGACAACGAGUGUGAAAUGUUAUGAUUAUGAGAAGUUUUCGGUGAAACAGGUGGAUUAAGGAUGCUCGUAACCAUGAUGUUACGGUUUCCCGUCUGUCGGCCGUCAGUUCGGGCAGUGCUUCACCGUCAGAGGCGCUUUAGCAAGAUACAGGCAUCCCCUGCUCUGUCUGAGCGUGUGCGUGUGUUUGAGUCUCUCAGUGAGAGGCAGGGACAGCAGAGGACAAGCGGCGCCACGAAACAGGCCUUCAGCGUCCGAUUGGCUGAUGGCAGGACGAUGAAUGGCACCACAGGUGUGACCACGCCGUCAAUCAUCGCUCAAAACGCACGUGUGAAAGGUGCUCUGGUCUGCAGGGUGAAUGGAGAGCUGUGGGAGCUGCUUCGCCCCCUAGAGGCUGACUGUGAACUACAGCUGCUAGGCUUCAACACCACAGAGGGCAAACAGGCGGUGUGGAGGACAGGAGCGUGUGUUGUGGGGUGGGUGUUAGAGAGGGUGUUUGGGGUGGAUAUGUGCAGAGAGGGUGUGUCAGAGUCCGGCCUCUACUGUGACCACCUCCCGGAGAACAGUGCCCUGUCCCUAGCUGAGCUAGAGGAGAGAUGUAAGGAGGCCGCUGGCCAGAGGCAGAGGCUAUCCCCUCACCUUUUGGCACCUCUCUCCAGACUGGAGCUGAACAGGCAGGAAGUUACAGAGGUCUUCCAGGACAAUGCUCUGAGACUCCAGUUGAUUGAAGAACAGAUGAGUGGUCCUACUGUCACAGUCUACAGGUGUGGAGACAGCAUAGGAGUCUGCAAUGGUCCUCUCCUCCCUAACACUGGUCUCCUCAAGGUCUUCAAGAUGCUGCAGGUGUCUCCUGUAACGUUGACCAAUCCUGUUGGCACGUCAGGCGUGAUGCGUGUGAUGGGUGUGGCCUUCCCAGGAGAGAGGGAGAGGGAGGAGUGGGAGAGGGAACAGGAGGAGACACGGAAGAGAGACCACAGACGCAUCGGCAAGGACCAGGAGCUGUUCUUCUUUAAUGACGUCAGUCCUGGAAGCUGCUUCUUCCUGCCUAAAGGAGCUCACAUCUACAACACACUCGCUGACUUUAUCAAGACUGAGUACAGGAGGCGUGGCUUCCAUGAGGUUGUGACCCCUACUCUAUACAGCACUGCACUGUGGGAGCGUUCAGGUCACUGGGAACACUACAGUGAAAACAUGUUUACUGUGACCGGUGACACACACACCUAUGCACUCAAACCCAUGAACUGUCCUGCACACUGUCUGAUGUUUGAGCAGCGUGUAAGGUCAUGGAGGGAGCUCCCGUUGCGUUGGGCCGAUUUCGGGGCACUGCAUCGGAACGAGCUGUCCGGCGCUCUGGGUGGUCUCACCCGGGUCCGCAGGUUCUGCCAGGAUGACGCACACAUCUUCUGCACUCCUGAGCAGUUGGAGGAGGAGAUCAUAGCGUGUUUGGACUUUGUGAGGAGUGUGUAUCGAGUAUUUGGAUUCUCCUUCCACUGUCUCCUCUCCACCCGACCUACACCCUGCCUGGGGGAGCCUGCACUGUGGGACCACGCUGAGCAGCAGUUGGAGAGAAGUCUGCAGCAGUUUGGAGAGCGCUGGCAGUUCAACCCAGGAGAUGGAGCAUUCUACGGGCCAAAGAUUGAUAUCCAGAUCAAGGACGCCAUUGGUCGACAGCACCAGUGUGCCACCAUCCAAUUGGACUUCCAGCUACCAAUCAGAUUUGACCUGGAGUAUGUGGGGGGGGAUGGAGAGACCCACAGACCAGUGAUGAUCCACAGAGCUGUUCUGGGAUCACUGGAACGCAUGAUCGCUAUAUUGGCUGAGAAUUUUGGGGGGAAAUGGCCUCUGUGGUUAUCUCCAGCGCAGGUCAUGAUUAUUCCUGUAGGGGGGAGUGAUGUGUGUUUUGCUCUUGUUAAGGUGGUCCGACAGUUCCGCGAGGCUGGCUUCAUGGCUGACGCGGAUGAUGACCAGGGUGCCACCUUAAAUAAGAAGAUCCGCUCUGCACAGCUGGCCCAGUACAACUACAUAUUUGUGGUAGGUGAGAAGGAGUGUGUGGGUGGCACGGUGAGUGUAAGGACCAGAGGGGGGAAGCAGCUAGGGAGGAGACCGACAGAGAAGGUCCUGGCAUCACUCACACACCUACGAGACGCACGGAGCAACCAGGAUGACUUCUAACACACACACCUGUUGUGGAUUAACAAUUGCUCACUGUACUUUUGUAAUAAAAUAUAAUAACUUAAAU